Messenger RNA from Caenorhabditis auriculariae, 1203 nucleotides. Lineage: Eukaryota; Metazoa; Nematoda; Chromadorea; Rhabditida; Rhabditidae. The record is from the annotation of a GenBank genome assembly.
AUGCAAGAGACGACGCUGGUGGCGCCGAAGCCGGUGACCAUAACUCAGCGGAGUGAGGACGAGAUCAGCCGUCCGAGUCUUCCGACGCACGUCGAGCAGCCUCCGCUGUCCCCGCAACGCGUCCACCACGCCUUCUACAGGUCGACGACUGAACAGAUUGCUAGUUACAACCCCGUCAACUGAAAAGACAUGAAAAAAUUUUCCAACCUUUUCAGCCGAAAAAAUUUUCAAAAAUGUGCUCCAAAAAGUAGCAAACAUACUUUCUUUGCAAAAAACACAUUUUUGAUGAAAUUUGAGCAAUCGUUUUUAACUUUUAAGCUGUUUUCAGCAAUUAAAAUUGGUUUCAGUUUUACAUGAAAAAAAUUGAUCAAAACUAAAAAAAGAGACUUUCUCGCUUUGGUUUUUUUCGCAUUUUUUUCACCUCAUAUUAAACAAAAAACAAUUGAAAUUUUUUUGUAAGAAUAAAGAAUUUUUUUAAAUACUUACAAUUUAAAAAAAUAGUCCAAUUAUCAGCUAGAGUGGCCAGGUUUCAAAUGCUCAAUUGCUUAAUUUGAGAAAAAAAUGCCAAUUCGAUAUGGACCGUUUUUCGUUAUAAUUUUUUUAUUUAGGUUAAAUUAAAGUCACUACUGGCAUUCUUCGUUUUUAUUUUUUGAAAUUUUUUUUCUUAUUUUCGAAAUAUUGACUUAAAUUAGGAACUCCGAAAGAAUCAGUUAACAAGAAUUUUUUUUCGAACUUCAAUGAUUUUUUACGUACCCUAAAUAGGUAUUCGAAUUUCGCCCGAUAUCCUUUCACCUAUUCGAUUUUCCAAUUUUUUCAGCUUGUGAUCACCAUUGUCGAGCAAAAAAUAAACAGUUUUAUUUGGAUGAAAAUAUGUUGAUGAGCAAAACAAAGCAAGAUCAAAAGAAAAAAGGGUGUGACUCUUGUAGAAUUCCGUUGGGUAGGUUAGAGCUAAACUCAAAUGGUUCUUUCAGGCCAUUUGUAGCAGACGACUUGGACGACCGAGAAAUGCCGGCGCCGCUCCGUGGAUCUAUCUCCUACCAUUCUGUCGACGAGCUAACCCAUAGCCAAUUUGGAACGAUCAAGUUUGAGAUUCAGCAAAAUUUUCAAAAGAACGGGAUCUUAAGGACAAUUGAGAAGGCCAAAGACAAAAAUUCCGAGAGAAUGUAUAAACGUCCUGGAUUCGACAACGUGCCAUCCUACUAA